GCAUAAAAAUUAAAAUUGAAAAAAGAAAAGUUAAACUCCACUAUGAACAAAAAAAAACUGGUCUGGUCCUCAACUGGGUUUUCUGGAAAGGUCAGUCCUAAAUCCGGUCGGGCUAGAUCCAGUCGUGAAGUGAUGAUGAUCUUGGUCCACAAUGGCCAUCUCUAUAACGAAAUCCUACUCCUCGUGCAAAUGAGAGGGGAGGAGUACCAAUCCGCUUUUCGCGGGAAUUCACAACGACGGAGAAGGGGAAGUAGCCUUUCUCGUCAGCGAAGCAACAACCUCUGGAAGAUUAGAAGUCGGGGAAUAAUUCAAUUGAUGGCUUCGGAGUAUAAAUGGGUUCGAAUUUUGGAGGAGGGCUUGGAUUCAUGGUCAAUGUCUCGUGGAGCAUUGGAUUCGUGGUCCUUUGAGCUCGAGGAGGCAUGCUUCUGUGAUAUCAUCCCCGCGGAGUUUCCAUGUGGUGACUAAAUAUUGACAGGGGAAAAAAAUCAUGACAUUUGUGAUGGUUAAGGACUCGGGGAAAAGGAAUGUUUUGGUAGGAGUCCGGUUUGAUAGCAGCCACACUGCAGAGUUGAUUGAUUGGGCUCUGGUGAAGGUUGCUGAUCCCGGGGACUGUGUGGUUGCUAUUCACGUUUGUAGCAAUUCAGACUCUAAUGCUGAAGGCAAAUACUCGUUGGAUAGUUAUAUGGAGGGUUACAGCGGCAUAUGUACUGAAAAACAGGUUUAUCUUAAAGCACAGGUUUUGAAAGGAAGUUCCAUUAGAAAGGUGCUGGUGAGGGAAGCAAAGAAGAAUGGUGCUGUAGCUGUGAUAGUCGGCACGAGCAUGGCCGUAGCUCUUGGGGGCCGGACUUCCAUUGCUAAAUACUGCGUAAGACGACUGCCCACCUCUGUUGAAGUCAUGGCCAUUGACAAUGGGAGGAUUGUGUUCAGAAGAGGACCCAAUUCACGUCAAUACACAGGGGCUGCUGGAGAUCCUAGACCAAGUUUCUUCUAUAAGGAAGGAAGUAGCACGUUAUGGGAAAGCCAAUCUGAACCUGGCGGAUUGGGAAGGCGUAGCCUUAGACAAAUAUUGAGAGAAGAAGACCGUGGUGAUGAUACAAAGGAUGUAGGAGGGUGUGAUAUUGAACCCGGAUGGCCCCUUCUUCGAACUGAACCCCUUAAGAAUAAGGUUUGGCAUAACUUAAUCCCACCAAGAGAUGAUACUGCUCUUGCUAAGCUAGUCAGGAAAAUGUCAGUGGUUCAGUGGGUAAUGACAUUGCCAAACAGGUCUUUGUUACACUCUCCUAGAUCCCAUUAUAGACCAAAGAGCGAAAGCACCUCCGAAGAAGAAGAAGAAAACUGCAGCUUUUCAGAUAAGAGUGGAAACAGUGAUUUGAAGAUUCUGAUUGAUUUGAACUCUUCUGCUUUCAAAUGGUUCAGUUAUAGUGUUCUCAGAGCAUCCACUUGUCAAUUCUCAUCCGAGAACUUAAUUAGUGAAGGAGGCUGUAACAAAGUAUACAAGGGACUUCUUCCCAAUGGAAAACGAGUUGCUGUCAAGAUUCUAAAAUUAUCACAAGAAACUUGGGCAGAUUUCACACGGGAAAUCGGCAUCAUGGCUGCAGUCAAACACAAAAACAUUGUGCCCCUACUUGGAAUUUGUAUUAAAGACCAUGAUUUGAUAUCUGUUUACAAUCUUUUCUCUAAGGGAAACUUGGAAGAAAAUUUACAUGGAAAGGGAAAGACAAAAUCUUUGCUGUCUUGGCCAGUAAGGUUUAGAAUAGCCAUAGAGAUUGCCGAAGCCCUGGAUUACCUGCACAAUGAAUGCCCUCAGCCUAUCAUCCACAGAGAUGUCAAGUCAUCAAAUAUUCUUCUUGGCGAUCAGUUUGAACCAAAGUUAUCUGACUUUGGGUUAGCGAUAUGGGGACCCACAACUACACCCUUUGUGACCCAUACUGAUGUGCUGGGAACCUUUGGUUAUCUUGCUCCGGAGUAUUUUAUGUAUGGAAAAGUGAGUGACAAAAUUGAUGUCUACUCCUUUGGCGUUGUGCUUUUGGAAUUGUUAUCCGGGAGAAGAGCCAUUGGAUUUGAGACUCGUGGUGGUCAAGAAAGCUUAGUUAUGUGGGCAAAGCCAAAAUUAGAGAGAGGGAAUUUGAAAGGCAUACUUGAUGAAAAUUUGAAUGUAAAUGGAGAUGAUGAAUCUCUGGUGCAAAGAAUGGGUCUUGCAGCAAGAAUGUGCCUUACACAAUCAGCUCGUACUCGUCCCAAUAUCGGACAGAUACUGAAGAUGAUAAGAGGAGGGAAAGAGAUUGAUGAAGAAAUGCACAUACAAGCUGAGAAUCAACAUGAUUCGAAGAACAUGGAAAUGGAUGGGAACGAUGAUGAAGUUUAUCCCGAAUUAAGUGCAGCAGAGUCACACUUAAGUCUUGCCUUGCUCGACGAGAAUGAGUGCUCCUCAUCAUCAUUCAGCAGUGUGGAUCAUAGCAGCCCACCAUCUGUGGAAGCAUACAUGAACAAAAGAUGGAGCAGAUCUUCAAGCAGCUUUGACUAGCCUCUUUCUGCACAUCUCUAUAUACUUUAGCUAACUUCUUGUUUUACGGUCAUACAAAAAAUCUGGCACCCACUGAUGAGGUGUUUCAUUUGAGUUUUAGGGUGUAGACAGCAGGAAGUGUUUCUGCUCAGUUUCACUUGGCAAAAAUCCAAUAAUAAAUUUCAGAAUGUUAG
Molecule: messenger RNA, 2697 nt
Organism: Cuscuta campestris
Lineage: Eukaryota; Viridiplantae; Streptophyta; Magnoliopsida; Solanales; Convolvulaceae
Source: the annotation of a GenBank genome assembly